AUGAAGAUGGGCGGCUCUGUACAAAUUCCAUCACUUAUAGUAUACAACAAGAUGCUCAAAUCUCUCGCCGAGUCUAAAAGCUUCACCAAAGUCUUGACUCUGUUCGCUGAAUUGCGACGAAACGCCUUAUAUCCUGAUAAUUUCACCUUACCUGUCGUUCUCAAAUCAAUUGGACGCUUGAGGAACGUUACAGAUGGUGAGAAACUCCAUGGCUACGCUCUGAAAUAUGGGCUUAACCUCGAUCCUUACGUGUGUAUGGGUAUGUACGCUGCAUUGGGUAAGAUGGAGAUCACACACAAGGUGUUCGACGAAAUGCCUGAACGAGAUGUCGUUUCUUGGAACACGGGAGAUAAGGCUAGAGCUGUUUUCGAUUCGAUGAGAAGCAAAAAUGUUAACUGUUGGACUAGUAUGGUCUCUGGGUAUGUUAGUAAUGGUAGGAUUGAUGAGGGUAGAGAGUUGUUUGAGAGAAGUCCUGUGAAAGAUGUUGUUCUUUGGACAGCUAUGAUCAAUGGGUAUGUUCAGUUUAACCGGUUUGAUGAAGCGUUGGAACUGUUCAGGUGCAUGCAGACCCAAGGUAUUAGACCUGAUAACUUUGUCCUUGUCUCUCUUUUGAAUGGCUGUGCGCAGACGGGAGCUUUAGAGCAAGGGAAGUGGAUCCAUGGGUACAUAUAUGAGAACGGAGUUAGAGUAGAUAAAGUAGUUGGUACGUCCCUUGUAGACAUGUACGCAAAAUGUGGGUGCAUAGAGACUGCCCUGGAGGUUUUCUAUGAAACAAAAGAGAGAGACACUGCUUCUUGGACAUCGCUUAUCUACGGUCUUGCCAUGAACGGGAUGUCAAGGAGAGCGAUGGACUUGUACUACGAGAUGGAAAACAUUGGUGUUAGAUUAGAUGAUAUAACAUUUGUCGCGGUUCUAACAGCUUGUAAUCAAAGUGGAUUUGUAGGAGAAGGACGUAGAGUUUUCUAUUCGAUGAUCCAGCCUAAAUCAGAGCACUAUAGCUGUAUGCUUGACCUACUAUGCAGAGCUGGUUGUUUAGAUGAAGCAGAUGAGUUGAUAGAUAAGAUGAGAAAUGAAAGCGAUGAGACUUUAGUUCCUGUCUACUGUUCUUUGCUAAGCGCUGCUCGGAACUAUGGGAAUGUAGAGUUAGCUGAACGGGUAGCGAAGAAGCUGGAGAAAGUGGAAGUUAGUGAUUCAAGCGCUCAUACUCUGCUGGCAAGUGUAUACGCAUCUGCCAAUAGAUGGGAAGAUGUGACCAAUGUGAGAAGGAAAAUUAAAGUUUGGGAAUCAGAAAGUUUCCUGGUCGUAGCUCUGUUGGAGAUUGAUGGGGUUCCUCAUGAAUUCAUUGUUGGAGAUACAUCAUCUCGCCCAAAAAUGGAUGAGAUUAACACAAUGCUGCAUCAAACUACAAAUUGGAUGUUGAGUUUGGAACAUGCAGUCGUUGAAAGUUGCACUUUCUUGUGUUAG
Messenger RNA from Eruca vesicaria subsp. sativa (arugula), 1464 nucleotides. NCBI's taxonomy places the organism in Eukaryota, Viridiplantae, Streptophyta, Magnoliopsida, Brassicales, Brassicaceae. The record is from the annotation of a GenBank genome assembly.